CGGUCGGCACGUUCUUACUUCAUAGCAAAGUAAGGUUAUAUUCGAAUAGCGUAUGACUGUGAUUAAAAUUAAUAACACGAGAGAUGAGUGCAAUGACGACUAAUUCCUGUGCGGUUCCGACCUGCAACACGGGUCGAAAAUUAGCGAAAGAAAAGUGCUCCGCGUUCAAAGUUCCAUCGAAUCGUGAACUGCGUGAAAAAUGGAUUGCUGCGAUUCCUGGAAUUUUUUACCUAAAUUCGUCACAAUUUGUCUGUGAAAAACAUUUUCCGGAGCGAUUCAUCAGAAGGAAGUGGAUAAAAUAUGACGCAAACGGUCGGAUUAUCGCAGAAGCGCCGUAUUCCCGUGUUCGUCUCGAUCCUUUGGCAGUGCCUUCUGAAUUUGACAAUAUCAAUGAAUUGGGCAAUGUCAAUGUUGCCGAUGGCUUCAUCGAACAACACAAUAGGAAGGAGCACGAUUAUUGUGUCACAAAAGAGACUCCAACAGUUGAAGCGGAGAGUACACCGGUUGCCAUAGCAAUUGAAACUCCGUCAUCUUCAGAUCACGACGCCAUUGAAAGAUCUUCCAUACAAGAUAUUUCAACCAACGAAAUGGCAUUGGAUCCCGUAAUGAACGAUUCAGCUGAGCCGAUGCAGGAUGAACCAAUACAAGAUGUUCGCACCCCCCAAACGCGUGGCUGCAAAUUUAACUUUUCAGAAGUUACUUUGAGCUGUACUACUGAAGGAAGCAAUGAAUCCAUCUUGAUACCGAAGUCGUGGACUGUUAGUGAAUUGAGCACAGAUAACGCUGGUGUUCUUUUUUCAUACGCUACAUCUAAGGUCAACAACGGCGAAAAUGUACCGGUCAUACAAAGACUGGUCAAGCUGGACCCCAACAAACAGCUGCGUUAUUUUGUAUACGGGCGUGUCGUGGACGUGCAUGAAUGUAAACUCCCGCAAGUCUUGGAUAGCAUGGACUUACUACCGCAAGCUUUGGAGAACUUCAAGAAUAUGAUUUUGUGUAAUGGUCUCGGCUCUAUCAACGAGCAUCACCUAUCAUUAAACAGCGUCUUCAAAAAUGGUGUCGACCAUUGGCAUGCCCGAGAUUGCACUUUGAUCUCGAAAAGGAAAAGAUGUGCUUGCUGCAUUAAAAUGAGGGCUGUAGUCCUAAAGAGAGAAUCGAGAUCGAAAACGGAAAAAUCAUUGAAACGUGUCCAUCAAGCUUCCAACCCUAUUGACCAAAGGAAAGUAAACGCAUUGCGGAAAAGAAAUGAACGUAUCAGACGAAUUCAGCAAAGAACCCGCAAACGUAUCCACCUAUUGGAGGGAAGUUUGAAAGAAAAAGCUGCUGAAAUUGCUCUCAUUCAUAAUCAAACUUUAAUCGAUAGAUGCUCAAAACUAAAAAUUCCAGCCACUCAACAGACUGCACUUCAGGAAAUAAUUGCGGCUGCAGGGAAGAACGGCAAGAAUCGUCGAUACGGGGAACAGUGGAUCAUGCUUUGUUUAUUGAUGAAUAUAAGGUCGCCGAGUUUUUACGAAUUCCUUCGCACGAACAGUGUUCUGCCACUGCCUUGUUCUCGAACCAUUCGUGAAUAUUUUUCACUGAUUGACCUGAAGUGUGGUUUCGAUAAAAACUUCGCCAAAUUGCUUCAAAAACAUUUCGAUAAAAAAACGCCUUUGCAACGACAUGGGGUGAUUUUGCUGGAUGAAAUGAACUUGAGGAAGUCUGUGGGCGUAUCUUCAAAACAUUUGAGUUACGUCGGGUUGAUUGACUUUGGUGAUGAUGGUCCGCAGUCUGUUAACAUUGAAGAUCAAGCGACACAUGGGCUAGUCAUCAUGUUCCAUCCUCUUGCGGAUUCAUAUUCGCAACCAGUUGCAGUUUUUGCAUCGAAAAAUUCAGUCAAGGGUGAAGAACUCGCAAAGCUGGUCGUUAAAGCCAUCGAAUAUUUGGAGAAAGCUGGUGCGAAAAUUCAUGGGGUCAUCGCCGAUGGUGCAGCGACAAACGUCAAGAUGUGGUCAUUAUUGGGUGUCUCAGGUUCGAUGGAGGAUACAAAGACCUGGUUCACGCACCCCGUUGAUGAAAAACGAAAAGUUUUCGUAUUCUCUGAUGCACCUCACGUCAUUAAAAAUCUUCGGAACAGGCUUUAUAACAGAAAAAAGUUGCGGGUGGAUUCGUCGAAGGAUUACAUACGUUGGGACUACAUUAGCAGUCUGUUCAACCUUGACACGCGGCAUCCUGGAAAUGCAAGAGCAUGUCCAAAGUUAACGCAACGGCACGUUGUAUUGGACAGCACUUAAAAAAUGCGCGUUCGACUCGCAACUCAGGUGUUUAGUAACUCCGUUGUGCAAGGACUACGCUUCUACCUAUCUCACAAUCCGGAAGGUCCGCUUAAAGGGUGCGAAGAAACGAUGGAAUUUUGUAAGCGCAUGAAUGAUAUGUUCGAUGCUCUGAAUCGGAAAACUCC
This is a messenger RNA of Diprion similis, 2440 nucleotides long. RefSeq lists its product as uncharacterized. The record is from RefSeq and is a predicted model, not a curated record. The coding region runs from base 84 to 2273 and encodes 729 amino acids. Lineage: Eukaryota; Metazoa; Arthropoda; Insecta; Hymenoptera; Diprionidae. The transcript has 6 exons. Gene Ontology annotation, molecular function: sequence-specific DNA binding.